AACCCCAAUCUUUGGAAUUCCUUCUCCGAUCCAGCAAUGGCUCCGGCGGCUGAGGAGUGGUUCAUCCUGUACGGCGUCCCGAAGGUUGUGGCGAUGGAGGAAACAAUCUUCCAGGAAUCCACCAACGUGUCCUUCACCUUCAACAAAGCCCCGCUCCCCUCCCACGUAACCGUCGCGGACGACGCCCUCAUCCGCACCGGCUUCUUCAACUACCCCUACAUCGCGGCCGCCGCCCGCUGCGGCAUCCUUCUCCUGUGCGGCCACUCCAAGAUCGGCUUCACCUACUACCUCUGCGACCCGCUGAUCCGCAGGACGCUGGGCAUCGUCCCUCCCGGCGGUGAUGACGACGUGAGCUGCCGCUACUGCGUCGGCCUCAUCAGCGACCGGAGCGACACGCACCUCAUGGUCGCGGAGCUCAACCCGUCGUCCCUCGCGGAGCAUGGCCGCGUCACGUUGCGCUGCACGGUGGACAUGUGCUCCUGGGUCGACAAGGAGUCCGCCGAGUGCUCCAACAUCGUGGAGAGGAGAGAGUGGCGCGGCGACGGCGUACUCACCCACAAAUUCUUCCUAUGGUGGUUCGACCUCUCCUACUGCAUCCUCGCCUGCGACCCCUUCGCCGACAAGCCGCGGUUCCACCAGAUCAUGUUCCCGUCCGUUCCCGACGCUGCGCCGUUCUACCCGAACCCCAUCUACGGCGACGUGUACCGCUGCUUGAAGGUCAGCAAUGGCAGGCUGCGUUACGUCCAGAUCCACGGUACCUCCCCUGAAAAGAUGGAGGUGAGCAUGUGGACGCUGUCCUCCAAUGAUCCGGCGGAUGCCAAAUGGACGAACCGGGUGGAUGUGCCGUUUGAGAGGAUCUGGGACGACCCGAGCUACAGGUCGAAAGGGCUGCCUCCGCAGGUCGUCCCUGCUGUGGUGCUCGUCCACCCCAUGCGCGCCAGCGAGGUCUACUUCUGCCUUCCCACGCACAUCUUCUCCGUCAACCUCAACGAGAAGAAGACGGUGGACUGCGAGGAGUUCAGCGUUCAGGUGCCGCCGCACAAAAUCUGCUCAUCCCGCCUGGUCCAUGCUUGGCGGUUGCCGGUGGGGUAUACGAAACAGUCUGGGCCUGGGCUGUCACGUGUCAUGGAAUGUCAGUUCGUGAAUCGAUGGAGCUCUGUGGAGGAUUUCCAUACCAAAGCUGAAAUGAUCAUCAGGUCGCGUCCUAAACCACAUGAUGACUGGGGUCUUGAGGAUAUUGAUGAGGAUAGAUAUGACUCAGACACCAGCAUGACGGAGGAGAUUUAGGUCUGUUUUGCCAAUCAGCCAGCCAGCCACCCACUUACCCCGUGUCGGCUUCUUCACUUUCACUUGUGUUGCUUUUACCAUGCUGGCAGUUUAGGUUGUUGUGUGGCCUUCUAGCAGCAUCAACUCAUUUGGAGUUGUCAGAACAUAACUUGGAAAGUAUGCGUGGUGGCCGUGCCCUUGGUUAUUAGAUUGUUGGAUAAAUUAUUGUAGAAGUACCACAAUAUUUUGGGUACAAGUACUCUAGAAAUGCUCUUGUGAAAACAUUGUUGAAAUAAUAUAGACGUGCUAUUAUAGCUAA
Molecule: messenger RNA, 1585 nt
Organism: Lolium perenne
Lineage: Eukaryota; Viridiplantae; Streptophyta; Magnoliopsida; Poales; Poaceae
Source: RefSeq, a predicted model, not a curated record